AACGACAGAGCAUGAAAGAAAUAUCAGAACCGCUCCAACCAGCCUCUGAAACAUCAAAUUAUGAAGAAUCUAAGGAAGAUGAAGAUAAUUAUAGACCUUUAUUUUCAAAGCUAAAAAAAAACGCGAAAAGCACUCUUAUUUAUAGUCGUUUUAGCGUUUUUGUAAAAUUAAGUAAUAUUGUUUCGAAGAUACAUCCGUCUAUUUGGAUUUUUUGUGUAUUUUUACUUGUUAUUAUUAGUCAUAUCUUGUAUAUACAGAUUUUUUGGUUAAUGGUGGGACUAAUUCUUGGUGUAAUGUAUCAAAUAAGAACACCUUAUAUGGAGUUAAGUCAAGAAGGCGAAGGGGGUAUUGGGAUUGUCAAAAAAGAGUCUUUCGAGACGUUACAAGUACAGGAACAUUUAGUUAAUCUUUCAUCUAUGAUUGCGACAUCACUUUCUCUUUUGUUCGAUAAUAUUAUAAAGGAAUAUGUCUUGCAUUGGUAUUAUCCUAUAUCUAAUGAUAUGUCAUUUCCGAAGGCAUGCCGAGUACUUUUCGAUAAUUUUUUUCUCUCACUUUAUCGACAUAUUGCUUCAAGAAGUUCAUACGAUAUCAUGAUGAUGUUUUUUGUUCAGUGUUCGAGUACUAUUAUUGUUGCUUUACGAGAACUUAGAUCAGCAUUAGCAUUUUCUAGCGAUGAUCAUAACAUUAACUCUCUUAUUGCUGCAUAUACAGCUCAAAAUCCCAACUCUGCAUUAUCUCGUUUAUUAGACCGACCUUUACAAAGGGAAAGAUUCCGUUUUGAAUCAGAAAAUAUAUUAAAGAUUUUGGGUAAAAAGGAAGAUUUAGAUUGCCUUGUGUUGAAAACGUUUGCGAGAGAGAUGCUUACAAUUCAGGUUUUUGAAAAUAUUGUUGAAACUUGUUCAUCUUCAGAUUUUAUUAAUGAAUGGAUAAUUUAUUUCUAUAGUACAGAUAAAUCCCGUGAAACAGACCAAGAAAAGGAUCAAAAAAAAAGUGAAGCUCAACUUGCAAUGGAAGAAGCAAUGGCAGAAGCAGCAGAAAUGACAAGAUUAUUACAAGAUAAAUCAGAAAGUCAGGAAUCCCCAAUAUCUGGUCAAUCCUCGCCUAUUGCUUUUAACGGCGUUAUUACACCAGAAAAGAGAGAUUAUUUUAAGAAUUCAAAUAUAACAUGUUUUGCUUCUCCAAUGCGUUCUCGUGCAUCGAGUCCUGAUGGGAGAUAUCAUUUUAAAGCAUUUAGCAAUUUUAAAAGUAGUUCUCCAGAUCGUUCUCGGCUUAGUAUCUCUGAUCAUAGAGAAACAAAAAUUUCAGGAACGCUACCUCAAGAUAUAUUCAUGGAGAAAGAUAUCUCAAAUUUUCCUAAAGAAAGUUUAUACGAUGCUGAGAUCUCUUUAUCAUAUGUUAAUUCGGAGUUAUCUCCUAAGAAAAUUAUAAAAUCAAAAUGGUCUAUUCAAUUUUUAAUAACAAUUGAACCUUCUGGAAGCCAGGUGUCUGGGUGGGUUAUUAUUAAGAAAUAUUCAGACUUUGAAUCAUUACACGAGGUUCUUCGUCGUUUAGCUGUUGUUUCUGGUCUUCAUUCUUUUAAUAAAGAGUUACCUCAUUGGAAAAACGUAAGCUAUGAAGAUUUAAGAGUUUCUUUAGAAAUUUAUCUACAAAAAGCCUUAAAAUCUAAGGAUCUUUCUGAUAGUCAUGCAAUGAAAAGCUUUCUUGAUAAACAAUCUAAAUGCGAUUCUGUUAAUUUUUCCGGGAAACGAAAAUCAUGGCAACAAUUACGUACUGUGAGUGAUGGUGUACGUGAUGUUAUAAAAGCGCCAGCGGCAGGGGGAAAGGCUAUUAUAAAUGCUCUUGGCGCUGUCGGACGAAAAACAUUUCUUGAUAUACCAGAUAAUAUAUUUGAAACAGAAGUAGAAAACUCAUUGACAGAUACCUUGGAAGAAUCUCCUGUAGUUAAUUCAGAAAAUUUACUUUUUAAUGCAUCAAAGGAUGAUAGGCAUAUUCCAUCUUGUCGCUCUAGUUUUCAAUCUCAUACAGAAAAAAAAGAUUUUAUUAAAUCACAAACAGCAUCUCCCAAUAUUCUUUUGGAUAACACUGCAUCUAAUUUAACAUCAGAAACAUGUUCUGAAGAACUAAUGCUGGAACCUGAUAGAAAUAAUGACUUUAAUGAAGAAAAAAAAUCUUCACAUGAAAAAACUAAUUCUAAUACAACAAAAGGUUUUUCAAAUUCUGACAUACAGCUUUUUAUUGAUAUUAAUUUUUGUAUUUUAUCAGAAUUUUAUUCUUUGUCACCAAAAACAUGGUCUAUUCGUCGUUCUCUUCUUGGAAUACUUCGAAGUUUACUACUACGAAAUGGCGGCACUUAUGUUGAAAUUGUAAAGGAUGCUAUAGAAGAAAAAAUUACGAAUUAUUUUACUAAUGAAAAAUGGAUUUCUGAGCAAAUUAAUGAAAUUAUAAUGAAAAUAUGGCCACCUAAUCCAGAAAAAAUUGUUAAAAAGGAUUCAGAAAAAUUAUUGAAAGAGGCAAAACAUUUGUUUUUAAAUAAAACCAUUCCAGAUACUUUAAAAUCUCUCGUAGGAGGUUCUGCUACUAGGGAGUCUCUCGAAAUAGUUUUUGAAAGUUUACAAGAAAAAGAAUUUAUGAGGGGAAUACUUUCAAGUAUUUUAUCUGAUAUAUUGCAAGUGAUUUUUCAAUAA
Messenger RNA from Pneumocystis murina B123, 2684 nucleotides. RefSeq lists its product as hypothetical. The transcript has 2 exons. Lineage: Eukaryota; Fungi; Ascomycota; Pneumocystomycetes; Pneumocystales; Pneumocystaceae. The record is from RefSeq and is a predicted model, not a curated record. The coding region runs from base 12 to 2684 and encodes 890 amino acids. Gene Ontology annotation, cellular component: intracellular membrane-bounded organelle. Gene Ontology annotation, molecular function: phosphatidylinositol binding.